CCCGCACUCUCUCCGAGCCUUCGGCUUCUCUCCGAUUUCUCUCCCGACCUCCACUAAUCUCUCCCAUCACCUCCAACUCGUCUGAAAUGAAUCCACGCAUACACAACACCAUUGACCCACCGGAACUCGAUAACCCGUCGCCAAAUGUAACCCGCAAGCGCAGGCUCGUUACCUGCGACCACUGCAGAAAGAAGCACAUACGAUGCGAGCCGAGUAGGUCGAGCGAUGACGCUUGUGAGCGCUGCUGCAAGGAUCAAGUUGCAUGCACGAGGACGAAAAGUCGCAUUCGGUUUAGUGAUGUCUCUGGGAAGAUUGCAGGCCAGAGUUCAGCUGGUAGAGAGGCGUUUUCCGGAUCGGCAAAGAGGGGGGUGACUCCGAGGAGAUUGGUGUAUAUCGACGAGACGCCCGAGUUGAUGGUGGUGCAUGGGCGCGAUGCCGAACCGGCUCUCGACAUUCCGGGAACUGGGGUUGGCUCAGAAGACACACAUUGCGCAGAGAGACUGCCGCAUGAGACUAUGGGAAUCCUGUCAUCACCCGCUGGACAACCGCCGGCCUUCACUGCAGACACUUGGAUGAGACCGGAAACAGCCCACGAGGUUGAAGAGGCAGAUGGGCCGCAUAUCCCGCCCAAUACUCGCAUCCCAGAGGGUACUACGUCAGGCCCCUCGAAUAGCGGGUCCGUCAUGGCUGGUCUAGUCAAACCUCCACGAUCCCUGUCAAUCACGCACAACACCCUUGAAUUCCUACUCUUCCGAUACUACAUCGACCACCUAAGCACCUGGCUCGACUUUUGCGAUCCCGACCGCCACUUCCAAAUGGUCGUUCCACAGCGCGCGCGACGCUGCCCGCCACUUAUGAACGCGAUACUGGCAGCCUCUGCGCGGCAUCUAACGCGAGUCCCCAAGAACAGAACCGAAUCCGGAGCCGUACAAUAUGAUGGACGUAUCCUGCAUGAUCUCACAGAUGAAACGGCUCUACACUACCAUAACAAAUGUAUCCAUGAUUUGCUGACGCUGGGCGCCAACCCCGAGCAAACCCGAAACGAGGAUCUGCUGGCGGCAGGCAUUAUUCUGCGAUUCUAUGAGGAGGUUGACUAUCCCUUGCAAGACGAUGAGCGGGACAGCGAACUGUUCCUGCGCGUUAUAAACAUCUUCAUCGAGGCCCAGAUCCCAAAUGUCCCUCUGAGUCCUGGGCGGAGCCUAUCCAUACCGGGCAGUACGGUUGCGAGUGCAGAUUUGGAGAUGGCGGCGGAAACAUACAGUUCGCCAAAUUCGCUCCCCAACACAGCCUCGAUUGAGAAUAAACGGUGGUACAUGGCAGACCUCCGCCAGGCAGCUUUCUGGGUUGCGUUCCGGCAGGAGGUCUACUCGGCUUUCCUCAAGCAGCGCCCGUUCAACAUGUCUCUAUCGCGCUGCGACGUCUUUCGCUCGUUUGCACCAGCCGAAGAUGCGCUCUGGACAGCGCGCCUGGUUAUAUUCUGCGCGGACGUGCUAGAAUUCUGCUACGGAAACUCCCACCAACCCCCAGCACACGAAGUCGACGGGACGUCGGCCAAAGACCGCUGGGCGCAUCUGAAAUCUCUCGAGCAGAAAUGGGUCGAUCUUCUCCCGUCGAGCUUCGAACCGAUCUACUUCCGAGAACCGGAUAAGAGCAAGGGCGAGGUGUUUCCGGAGCUGUGCUAUCUGACGAAUCUGCAUAUCGCGGGUGUGCAGCAUGUGGAGCUCGCAAGGAUAUUGCUGGCUGUGUAUAAUCCGAAUAUACCGAGGUUAGGGCUCGGACACCGGGCAGCUAUGCGUGCGCUAAGUGAAGAGUUGAGAGGGUGCGUGCUCCGCUUGUGUGGGAUUGCUGUGCAUAACCGGAAGAACCCUCCUUCGUUGACGACGGCGCUGUUGGGUAUUGUAGUUUGUGGUGAACACUUUGAGAAUCGAGCUGAGCAACAUGCCCUUCUCGGAUUACUCGAUGAACUAGAAUACGACCUCGGCUGGCCCGUGGGAAACUCCAGGGACCGGUUGAAACAAUCAUGGGGAUGGUAGUGAAGAACAACAAAGAAACCAUUUAUUCAAUCUCUCAUACACUCAUCUAGAUCUUGGAAGCCUCAACCCUCCUCCCCGUCUCAUCAAACUUGAGCUGCUUCCCCGAAACCAGCGCCUCCUGCAACCACGCCCCAAUCUGCACCGCCUUGACCGCAUUCCCCAACUUCAUCGGCAGCGGCGUGUCGUCCAAGCACGCGUCCACAAACUCCUGCGUCUCCCGCACAAACGCCUGCUCGAAGCGGCCCCAGUAUGUGGCCGGGACUUCGCGCGUGAUUCCGCCGGCGUGGUAGUAGUUCACCAGGUUAUCUGCGGGGUUCAGGUUCACGCUGAGUUUGCCCUCUGUCCCGAUGAUCUCCGUCACGUCUUCCUGCCCGUGAGCCAUCAUCCGGGAGCAGUAGUAGUACGCGAUCUUCCCGUUCCAGAACUCGACGAUCCCCACGGCGUUGUCGAAAUCAUUAUGUUUCUUCAAAUCAGGCGUAACGGCUGUCAAACCAUAAGCCGAAAUCGACUUGGGGAUGAUGUCGGACCCGAAGAACCAUAGGGUCAGGUCGAUGUCGUGCACGGCCAUGUCGACAAAGACGCCGCCGGACCAGCUGGCGUAUUCGACGUAGAAGCCCGACGGGUCGUGCUUGUCGCAUGUUUGGCUGCGCAGAACGGAGGGGCGGCCGAUGAGGCCGUUUUCGACCUUCUUGUAGGCGGCUCUGUAGGAUUCGUCGAAGCGUCGGGAGAAUCCGCACAUUACCUUGAGGUGUGGGCGGGCGCGGGCGGCGGAGACGACUUCGUUGCACUAUUCAAAUAUUAGCCCCAGUGGCCCCCGAAGAGGAAAAUGAAAAGGGGCAAACAUACAAUAUCAACACUAAUACUCAACGGCUUCUCACAAAGCACGUGAAGAUUGCGUUCAAUAGCCUUGACAGCCUCCUCGGCAUGAACCGACGUCGCAGUGCCGAUAACAACAGCCUGCAACCCGGGAUGUGCGAUCAUAUCCUCGUACUGGGUGUAUAGGGUCACGCCGUGCGGCUCCAGGUGCUGCUUUGCCCAGGAUAUUUCCUCGGGGUCUGGCGAGAACGCGGCCACGAGGGUUGCGCGGGGCGCACGGUUGAGGAAGUUCAAUGCGUGGCGUUUGCCCAUGCGGCCGAGGCCGGCGGCGCCGACGGCGAGUUUCUUGGGGGGCAUUUUUGAGAUUGAGAGAUAUUGAAUGUGGACGGGAACGUGAGAGGAGAAGAUGAGAAAGGUUGGUUCUCUGGAUUCAAAGACGAGGAGGGGUUGAGGCGGGGGUUUAUAUGUCUUUCUGGACCCCUUCUCAGGAAUAGGCUUUGUAUGUCUUCAUAUUUCAGGCGUGGGGUAUACUGUAAAAUGCAC
This is a messenger RNA of Aspergillus calidoustus, 3392 nucleotides long. The record is from the annotation of a GenBank genome assembly. Lineage: Eukaryota; Fungi; Ascomycota; Eurotiomycetes; Eurotiales; Aspergillaceae.